Molecule: messenger RNA, 2326 nt
Organism: Gilbertella persicaria
Lineage: Eukaryota; Fungi; Mucoromycota; Mucoromycetes; Mucorales; Choanephoraceae
Product: quinon protein alcohol dehydrogenase-like superfamily
Exons: 4
Coding region: 185-2305 (706 amino acids)
Molecular function (GO): protein binding
Source: RefSeq, a predicted model, not a curated record
AAAAAAAAAAAAAAAAAAAAAAAAAAUCCUUUCAUUUUUUUUUCUUACUUUUCUUUAGUAAAAGAGCACUUUUCUUCUUCUUCUUUAUUGAACCAAAAGAAAGAAAGAAAGAAAUAGAGAGAAAGAGAUCCAAAAUAUACAUAUAUAGAUAUAUACUCAAUUCAUCCUUCUUUAUCAUUAGUUCAUGUCUUUCGAUUCAAACCAUCUUGAUCAUAGCAACACAACUCAUAUAGAAAAGACAGAUAUAUAUCAUCAAGACAUUCAGUAUUCAGAACCACACCAUGAUGCAAAAGGAAAAAAGAAACAACGCUUACCAGAGGUUAAUCCAAAUGAACCCUGCUUCAUUCAACAACUCUCGGUAGAAGUCAUGUUGCAUAUCUUUGCAAGACUUGACCCUAUCAGUUUAGCUACAGUGGCGAAGGUGUGUCAUUUUUGGAGACAGAUGGUCAUGGACGAUAGUUGUUGGCGAGAUGCGUUUGUGUCUUAUUUUGGAAGACUUCCUUUCAAGAGACUCUCGACUGAAAGUUGGAAGACAGAAUACGUGUUAAGAACACAUUUGAUUCGAAAAUGGACAAAGAGUCGCGGUACAGUCAUGUCCUUUCAACCUAAAAUUGGUUCCAUCGAAUCCAUGCAUGUCGAUUUCGAAAAUGCUUCUAUGCUUGUCUCAAGUGCUGAACAAGGUAUUGCUGUCAAAUGCAAUGUAGCUACAGGAAAAGUACAUCAACGCCAUCCAUUCUACAGUACCCAUGACAACAUACGUCUUCCUAUCACAGCUACAUUGAUUGAAAAAGACCGUAUCUUAUGGGGAUUUGAUGCAGGCUAUAUCACUUUAUCCACAAGCAAAAAAGGUCUAAUUGUCUUUUCAGAUUUCCAUCAAGGACCUGUCAGCCUAUUGUGUUUACCUAAGCAGACGCAUGAUGUAGUUAUCAGUGGUGGUUUAGAUGGCACCGUGAAAUUAUGGGAUGUUGCAACAACUUCAUGUGCUUGGACAUUUUCUUCCUCCAAGACGCCUACUUGCAUCAAGACAAGUGUAGAUCAUCGUCUGAUUGUAGGCUACGAUGAUGGUUCUGUGGCUGUUUGGUUAUUGAAUCUAAACCAGCUUGUGCGCUUGCAUCGAAACAACCGUAUAGAAGGAUUUGAAGAGAACAAGAGAGCUUGGAUUGACUCUCUUGAGAAAAACAAGCGAUGGAUACAUGCACCUGCCAAGACUCAUGCGGCUGUUCAUUCGAUGUCGUAUGACCCAGAGACACAUGCAUUGAUGGUUGCUUAUACAGGUAAAUCUCAAGUAUGCAAGUACAAUCUAGACACAGGUGCUUGUCUUGCCGUGUUUGAUCAUCGCCGUCCUGUGACCUGUAUGAAAUGGGACAAGACAGUUCCUUCCACACUGAUUUCGCUUGAAUCUGCACUGAUACGAUCUACAUCCAAACAACGUAAAGCAGGCACUCGAAUCCAUCUGUCAUCUGCUUCUACUACAGCCUCUGUACCGUCUCCAGAUCAAGGGGCUAAGACAACCCAUUUACUUGUGACAGGCGAUGAUCUAGGUACGCUGUAUCUAUGGGACAGUAACCAAGACCAUCCGAAAACCCCAGUGCGUACCUUAUCAGAAGGUCAUAUCACAGCCAUCAGUUGUAUUUACCUGGACGCAUUUAAGCUUGUCACAGGUAGUGAUGAUGGCUGGAUUCGUGUCUGGGAUCCUUUGACAGGCAUCAAUCUCUGCACGUUGGGCAACAAGAUCCCUAAACAUGCGCCUGUGGAUCGUUCAGAUGUCCAUGUGAUGCGAGUGAAAAACCUAUGGUGUAGCCAUGAUUAUCGCGGUGUGGCUACGAUUGGUCAUCAAGUUAAAGUAUGGGAUUUCUCGCCUGAUAAGCAGUUCUUGACUCGACCCUUAAAGCCAAAAUCCAAUCGACCCAUCACACGAGAUCGUUUUCGGUACGAAAUCAAGGAUGAAGUCAAGGAAUCCAUGGACAAGAUAGCAUCUGAGAAACAAGACCGUGAAAGAGAAGAAAAAGAGUUGAACAAACUCUCAUUGGGUGGACUGACAGAUGAAGAGAUGUUAGAUUAUGCCAUGAUGUUGUCUCAACAAGAACAUACUCCCUCAAGUGAUUUUGUGGAUGUGGAUGAUGAAGAACUGAUGAAAGCAGUGAUUGCUAGUUUGAAUGUAAAUCAACAUACAAGUAGCAGUGAUCAAAGCGAAUGGAAUGAAGAAGAAUGGCCUACAGUAUCAGAAGCCACAAGUAUACAGGAUGAAGAUGACAUGGAUGAAGACAUGCGCUAUAUUCUUGAAUUAAGUAAAACAGACAAAUAAAUUUCUUUUUCUUUUAUUGCA